Molecule: messenger RNA, 383 nt
Organism: Drosophila subobscura
Lineage: Eukaryota; Metazoa; Arthropoda; Insecta; Diptera; Drosophilidae
Product: migration and invasion enhancer 1
Exons: 2
Coding region: 57-353 (98 amino acids)
Source: RefSeq, a predicted model, not a curated record
UGUCGCCGCUUUUGGACCAAUUUUUGUUUAGAAUUUGAAAUUUUGCAUUUUAUGCAAUGGUUAAGGUGGAUGUAGAGUACUGCGGUGUGUGCAACUUUAAGCUGCAGUGCCAGCUGCUGCGGCAGUUCCUACUGGAGGCAGCCGCACCCGGCGGAGAUUUGGAGGUGCUCUGCCAUGAGGGCAGACGCGGGGCCUUUGAGGUGACCAUCGAUCAGCAGCUGGUGCACUCCAAGCUGUCCACCCUGGCCUUUCCCGACCACCAGAGUGUGCUGCAACAGGUGCAGCGGGCAGCGAGCGGCGAAACCCUCGAAACGGUCCAAGCGGCACCCAUCAAAGAUUGCAUUUUAAUGUAAUUUGCAUACAGGAUUUAUUCUUAAAUUAAA